Meriones unguiculatus (Mongolian gerbil) is the source of this 615-nucleotide messenger RNA. RefSeq names its product synaptonemal complex protein 3-like. The transcript is spliced from 8 exons. The record is from RefSeq and is a predicted model, not a curated record. Lineage: Eukaryota; Metazoa; Chordata; Mammalia; Rodentia; Muridae. Gene Ontology annotation, cellular component: synaptonemal complex. Gene Ontology annotation, biological process: spermatid development; meiotic cell cycle. Bases 1 to 615 code for a protein of 204 amino acids.
AUGGGGGUGAGGAUCUCUGGAGCCACUAGAAGCAAGGAGGAACUGGGAGGGGCUAGAGAACUGAGUUCACCAACUGAGUCACGUGGGAUGCAAAGUCCAAUAGAACUGUUUAUGGAUGCGGGGGAAAAAGUAGAGACUAUUCUUGGAAAAAUUGGAGCUAAUGUUAACACUGCUCUUAGUGCUAAGAGACACAGAAUGGAAACAGCUGCCCAAGAGGCCAUUGAGGGAAUUGACCAGAAAAUGAAACAAGUUUGGUAUUCACAGGAAGAUGCAUUGGUGAAGCUUAAUGAAGACUCUGCUCAGUCAUUCAUAAAACUGUUUGAGCAGUGGAAUUUGGAUUUUCAGAAAAUUCGAGAACAACAUGAUAAGCUAAUUGAUGAUUUUAAAAAACAAGAAAACAUUUUUCAAGAAUCCAGAUUUAUUCAUAUGCAGAGUCUGAGAACAAUUAAAAAUGUCCAUGAACAGUUCUUAAUGGAUUUGGAUAAACUGGAGGAGAAGAACGAUGAACUGCUUGCUGGUGCACAAAAUGAAAUUAAAGAGGAAAUGAAUAAGCUGCAAAAAAAAAUUAUGAGAGAAUCUGAGCAGGAACAAAUGGCAAACGUUCAGAGUCCGUGA